Fonsecaea multimorphosa CBS 102226 is the source of this 2667-nucleotide messenger RNA. RefSeq lists its product as uncharacterized. Lineage: Eukaryota; Fungi; Ascomycota; Eurotiomycetes; Chaetothyriales; Herpotrichiellaceae. Bases 1 to 2667 code for a protein of 888 amino acids. The transcript has a single exon. The record is from RefSeq and is a predicted model, not a curated record.
AUGGCGAAGCGACUAUCAUCCUUAUUUACCCUCUCGCGCGAGUCCGCCGACAAGAUAAACAGCGAUUCACCUCCCGCGAUGGAAACUGCGACAGCGUCUUCUCCUCGUAUUCUACCUCAAUCUGCCGGCCACACCAAAUCCCACAAACUACACAAACAUCGCAUAACGUCCUCCUCCGAGAUCGAUCUCAAUGAUGGCUUGCCUCCUCUUGCUCCCCCUCCUCUCCUAUCCGACUCUGGAGCAGUGCGGCCCCCCAGCAGUCAUCAAAGCGCACCCGACAGCGCAUCUGGGAGCAGGAAUAGCAGUCCCCAUAGUCUGGUACGGAGCAGGGAAGCAAGCAGGAGUCGGCCUCAGACACCCAGUUUGUUAAUACCACCCGGUACGACCGGCUCCCCGGGUCACGCUGCAACGCCUCCGUCGGCAAAGGUUGCGAAGAAAAAGAGUUGGCUUCAUGGAAAAUCAGACAAACAUAAAUUUGAUGACGGCCAAGGGGCACCCAGGGCGUGGAUCGCCGGAUUGCGGGAGCAUGUGGCCUACGACUUAACACCGCUGUUGAAGGGCGAGAGAGUCCCCGAUCUCUGGAGUGAUUAUGGUGAUACAGUCAUUUAUCUUUAUCCCCCAUCCUCUGGGAAAGGCCCUUGUUUUCGUAUCGACUCCGCUCUGUUGGUCGACUCAAGGUCCCUCGUCAACCUUCGCAUGCAGUCUCCGACCUCACCAGUCGACCGGAAUAGCGACAUUCCCCAAAUGCAGGCCGCCUUCUCAGAAAUGUCAAUGAGCCCAAGACAGGAACGUCCGCCGUCUCAGGAGAGUUCGAUUUACCGCCCCACAAACUUCUCGGUGCCCCAUGUGACUUCAAUCAGCCAGGAGAAGCAUGUCUAUCUGCCCCUAGGUUUCGAAGGGGACGUAUCUCAGCCCGGGUCAGAGUUGCACGGAGAUGAUCUCGAACUUGUAGUCCUGUACCGCAAUUUCUUUGCCUUCCUCGCUGGCGGGGCGUUGAUCGCAACGCCUAGACAGACGACUUUGUUCUCAAUUUUCAUGGGAGUAAGCAGCAUACUCAAGAGAUUUUCCUUUUCUAAUGCAGACGGAUCCACAUGGGGCGAUGUGCCCUACAACAGUUUUUCGCGAUACUGCGACGAGCUCCGACUGGCUGAUGUGAGGUCUAGUCGUGAAAAGACCAUCGAGGCCAUCGUUCUCGGGGAACAUCUCAAAUCAUGGCCAUUGUACAAUGAAGGAUUCUGCCACGCCGUUGGGCGUCUCGCCGAUAUCAAGUCCAUCAAAAGUCCCAAGUACGAGAAGAUGUCACCCAUUACGAUCAACCGCCUAGAGCGAGCCCAGAUUGACAUGGAGCAAAGGCUGCUGACGGUCAAGGGCAAGCUCGAAGACUUCGAUUUCCCCUCCAUGUUUGCCGGAAUUGCCAACUCGCAGACAUCGACCGAAGCGAAGCUUAUUCGGUUCAAGGAAUGGAAAGCCGCUUUCCUGGACUUCAGACGGUUCAUUAUAGCUUAUCUGCGUCGGCGAUAUGGUGCUUGGCCUCCCAAGGCAUCUUCCAAAAAGAACAACUUCGAAGAAAGUGGAUUAAAUAGGAUAUUGCUGCAGGAGCUGUACAAGGACUUGACAGAUCUAUACGAUAUCCUGGUGGAUCGUUCGGCGAUCACGACACGAACUGUCGACAUGGCACCAAUGGCCGAUGAUGCCGAGACCGAUGACCAGAACGAAACAAUACAACACGCGAUUCGAAGGGUUGAGAGUGAAUACGACCGAGCGACACCUCCAGUCAUUCCUCCCAUACCGUUCGAUACGCCGUUAAUUCCACAAUUUUCGAACAGCUUCAACCGUCGCCAUGUGGUCAUAUCCGACAAAUCGGCAGCGCAAAGUAAGAAGCUCAAAGAGAAUGAGAUCAACGAAGUGCUGCUGGGAGCUUAUAAUCGCGAGUCAAUCGUCGCGAGCACCUUUAUUCAAGACUUCUUCAAUUACGAACGCCAACUUGGUCGAGGGAAAACCCUUGAUCAGGUCGUAGAUGCUCGAUGUGGGCAAUGGCUCUUCAUGUACGCCGUCCUUCAGGCUCUCCCGAUGACCGUGGUGGACGCCAGAGACCUCAAGCAUACAGAAGGCGUCGAGUAUUUUCUGUGCGUUGCGCCACGGGGAGGACGACCCUGGAUGAAAGAAGACCAGUCUACGUCUCGAGCAUGGUACAACGUAGCCAGUGGCGGUGGCUACGUGAGUCUUCCAGCAGACCUGAUCGAUCACAGCGUGGAAGGAAUUUAUCGACGGAGUCACUGCUGGACAGCUGCUACAAGAUGGCUGGAAGAAUCACCCCCGGAAGGGACGAAUGGAACAUCUCAGCAUGUGGAUGACCAUGGACUCCAACCGCGGCGGGCCAGUGCAUAUUCACCGUAUGCGAGUCCAGCUCAAUCACCUUAUGUCAGUCCAAUACACUCACCACUCCUGCGGCCGACAUCUCCUUCUGGGUCCGGCCAAUUUCGCAACGUCAGUCGAGAUCGAAGUUCUGUCAAUUUGGGCUUGGAGGCCAUGGAUGCGCCACCUUCAUAUCGCGGCAGCUCUCGACCUCCUUCGACACUUAAUCCGAAUAUCACCUUUGACGCGAUUUUAGCGACUACGGACGAGCCGGAAAAAGGAAAGGGAAAGGGGAAGAAGUCAAAGAAGUGA